Molecule: messenger RNA, 579 nt
Organism: Galeopterus variegatus (Sunda flying lemur)
Lineage: Eukaryota; Metazoa; Chordata; Mammalia; Dermoptera; Cynocephalidae
Gene: UPK1B
Product: uroplakin 1B
Exons: 6
Coding region: 1-579 (192 amino acids)
Cellular component (GO): membrane
Source: RefSeq, a predicted model, not a curated record
AUGGCCAAAGACGACUCCACUGUUCGUUGCUUCCAGGGUCUGCUGAUUUUUGGAAAUGUGAUUAUUGGUUAUUUCAUUCUGAUGUUUAUAGCAUAUGGCUUUGAAGUGGCGUCUUGUAUCACUGCAGCAACACAACGAGACUUUUUCACACCAAACCUCUUUUUGAAGCAGAUGCUGGAGAGGUACCAAAACAACAGUGCUCCCAACAAUGACGACCGAUGGAAAAACAAUGGAGUAACCAAAACCUGGGACAGGCUCAUGCUCCAGGACAAUUGCUGUGGUGUAAAUGGUCCAUCAGACUGGCAGAAAUACACAUCUGCCUUCCGGGCUGACAAUAAUGAUGCCGACUAUCCCUGGCCUCGUCAGUGCUGUGUAAUGAACAACCUUAAAGAACCUCUCAACCUGGAGGCUUGCAAACUAGGAGUGUCUGGUUAUUACCACAAUCAGGGCUGCUAUGAACUGAUCUCUGGACCCAUGAACCGACAUGCCUGGGGGGUUGCCUGGUUUGGAUUUGCCAUUCUCUGCUGGACUUUUUGGGUUCUCCUGGGUACCAUGUUCUACUGGAGCAGAAUUGAAUAA